GUGCUUCCGGGUCUGCUUAGCAACUCCGAGAACGAGACGAAGAGGAAAAAAGCCUCACCACUUAAGACUCAGAGAUGCCUAAUGCAAAGUGUCCCUUAACUUUUUCCAUUAUUUCGAGACAGAACUGGUGAUCAGGAAGUGCAGACGACAUGCGCUCGGCCUUUAAACCAUGCCAUUCAAGAGUCAAACAUAAGUUGUUGGCCUCAAAAGCUAGUGUCCUUCCGCGGGCUCCGAGAACCGAGUCCUGGUCUUUUUAGAUCGGCUGCCAGGAGGGGGCGGGAUCUAGGGCGGAAGUUGUAACGCAGGGCUGAAGCUCGGCUGGUGAAGGGCGGAAGUAGAGUGUUCGGUUCUGCAAGCAUGGCUCAAGAAGAGGAAGAUGUCAGAGAUUACAAUUUGACGGAGGAGCAGAAAGCGACCAAGGCCAGGUACCCUCCGGUCAAUCGGAAGUACGAAUAUUUGGACCAUACAGCUGAUGUCCAGUUACACGCAUGGGGAGAUACACUGGAGGAAGCAUUUGAGCAGUGUGCAAUGGCCAUGUUUGGUUACAUGACAGAUACUGGGACUGUGGAACCACUCCACACAAUAGAAGUAGAAACUCAAGGAGAUGACUUACAGUCUCUUCUGUUUCACUUUUUGGAUGAGUGGCUUUAUAAGUUCAGUGCCGAUGAAUACUUCAUACCCCGGGAAGUGAAAGUACUUAAUAUUGAUCAAAGAAAUUUCAAAAUACGGUCAAUUGGGUGGGGAGAAGAAUUUUCACUGUCUAAGCACCCUCAGGGAACAGAAGUUAAAGCAAUAACAUACUCAGCAAUGCAAGUGUACAAUAAAGAGAAGCCAGAAGUCUUUGUGAUCAUUGACAUUUAAAAAUAACAAAAAGAAUAAAGGAAAGACUCCUAUGAAGAGCUGAUAGCUUUUCUUCCUUCUGAGAAGAUAUAAUGAUUUGAUUUCUAGAGUAUUUUUUUGCCAAGUGGAAACUUAGAGAAAAGAAAAUUUUAACUUCCAGUUUCACUUUCAGAAACAGAGAAUCAGCAUACAGCCUGAUAAUGUAUUCUUCAACUCUUGAGGAACCAUUUUGGUACCUUCUUUGUUAAUUCCCUGCUAUGCACCCUUCCGUGGAGCAGGAGCCCUCCUGCCUGGUCUCAGAAGGAAUUACUCAUUGCUACAAGCAGCAGUUGGGACUGAAUCCAAUUUGAAGUGGAGUAAGAAGCUGGGUGUGGUAGUACUACACGAUUAUGUCAUCCCAGCACUCAGGAUCCUGCGUUCACAGCUGACCUUGAGAUAUAGCAAGUCCCUGUCUUGAAAAGAAUACCUUGAAAAAAAUACACUUUUUUUGGUCUGAGCAUGGUGGUGCACAUCUUUAAUCCCAGCACUUUGGAGGCAGAGGUAGGAGGAUCACUGUGAGUUCAAGGCUACCCUGAGACUACAUA
Messenger RNA from Jaculus jaculus (lesser Egyptian jerboa), 1424 nucleotides. It is a transcript of the gene Tslig1, whose product is annotated as zinc finger and BTB domain containing 8 opposite strand. Gene Ontology annotation, biological process: tRNA splicing, via endonucleolytic cleavage and ligation. NCBI's taxonomy places the organism in Eukaryota, Metazoa, Chordata, Mammalia, Rodentia, Dipodidae. The record is from RefSeq and is a predicted model, not a curated record. The coding region runs from base 358 to 861 and encodes 167 amino acids. Gene Ontology annotation, cellular component: tRNA-splicing ligase complex. The transcript has 7 exons.